Molecule: messenger RNA, 453 nt
Organism: Lathyrus oleraceus (garden pea)
Lineage: Eukaryota; Viridiplantae; Streptophyta; Magnoliopsida; Fabales; Fabaceae
Product: flocculation protein FLO11-like
Exons: 1
Coding region: 1-453 (150 amino acids)
Source: RefSeq, a predicted model, not a curated record
AUGCUGAAUGAAACCACCUCACCAUCAUCAUCACCAUCUCCUCAAUCCCCACCUUACUACGAACUCUCCUCUGAUACUGAACCAUCUGACCAUCAAUCCCCCGCUCUGGCUCAGCUCCAGGCCCAUGCUCUGGCCUCUCAACAGCCAUCACAUCCUGAACCUGAACUUGAAGUCACUUCCCCUCCUCCGGAACAUCAAAAUUCAACCACAUCUGAACCACCUCAAACACCCUAUGAACCACAACCAACCCACUCUGAACCACAACCAACCCAACCACCAUCUGAACCAACCCCACAACCUGAACUAUCCUCACAAACUCACUCUGACAUACCACCACCCAUCACUUCCGCUGACCCAACAACUCCCACACUUAAUCUAAGUGCCCCUAAAUCACCCUCCUCACCCUCCCCAACCUCUGCCACUGAACCAGAAAUCCACCCUUCCUACCCUUGA